Molecule: messenger RNA, 2572 nt
Organism: Durotheca rogersii
Lineage: Eukaryota; Fungi; Ascomycota; Sordariomycetes; Xylariales; Xylariaceae
Product: glutamyl-tRNA amidotransferase, subunit A
Exons: 3
Coding region: 293-2404 (703 amino acids)
Source: RefSeq, a predicted model, not a curated record
GUAGGUAAGUUAUCGGCAUCCAUUGCCUGCCAUGCGAUAGGUAGGCCUCACUGGUUUCAGGAGUUAUCUCCCGGAAACCUGUUUGCACCCACGAUUAUAGAUUUAAGUGCCGCAGAUCACCAUCCCGCCUUCACACCAUUAUGGGUGUCCGUAAAUAAACACUCUCUCUAACGGUUAGGACCCCGUACGAUCUCCGUAAACUCUUAGGUAUGCCGGUUUCGUGCUUCUAUACAUCUCUCAAACCAUUCAUUCACCAUUAUGAUCUUGCAACUAGAGAUGAAUACUCGACGCGAUGAAGCCUUUCACCAUCAGACUGUCUGUGCUAUUCGUGUUGCGUAUCGGGGUGGACUGUGCAAAGAUAGCAUCGAGGCAGAUCAACCUAGGCGGCCACUCUUACUUCCUGCCGCCGACUAAGGCAUGGUACUUCCAAUCCUGGAGACCAGGAUUAAUUCAGUCUGAAGACGAGUUUAUCCCGCUCACUGUCACCCGAGUAGACAGUAGUAAUGUCACCGAAGAAGGGCUAAGAGCCACUUUCGCAGAAUAUAACACCACAGACGAUGUAUGGACUCCGGAUUUCACAGAGUCUAUUUUCAUGCAAUCCCCGGUGAACGGCUUCAGUAGGCUCCUGGCGAGCGAGCUACAGCCGCAGUACUCGAUCAACUACUUAUUUUGCAGUGCCACCAACCAUUCGAGUAUCCCUGACGUCCCUACCGGGCCAUACUUUAUUCAGACGUACACAGGGCACGUAUACCGAGCCUAUAAAUUGAUCAAUGACGCCAGUCAAGCCUUCAUUCAGUCCUCAUACCAAGAUGACGAUGGCGUCCAUCACCCACUUGCGGCAGCAUCGAUGUCGGCCGGCGCACUGACCGUCGGAAUUCCAUCUCGUCUGUAUUAUACUCGGACACCCGAAAAGCCCCUUGCUGGACUCCGCAUCGCAGUCAAGGAUAUUUACGACCUCAAGGGUCUCAAAACUAGUGGUGGUAACCGUGCAUUGUACGAGAUGGGGCCGGUCAAGAACACCACAGCUCUCCCGGUCCAGAAACUCGUCGACGCUGGUGCGGUUGUGGUUGGCAAAACCCACCUUUCGGAAUUUGCGUUUGCGGGCGGCCAGAUCCCCGAACACGUGGAUUAUAUCCUCCCCUUCAAUCCGAGAGGUGACGGGUAUAACUCCCCAGGCGACAGCUCUGGUGGCUCAGGAUCAGCCGUCGCUAGUUACGAGUGGCUCGAUAUGAGCAUGGGAAGCGACACAGGUGGCAGCAUUCGGGGGCCGGCUAUCAAUAACGGUGUGAUGGGAAACCGGCCUUCUACCGGUGCGGUCGAUCUACUCGGAGUCCUCCCGCUCUCCAGCGCAAUGGAUACCAGCGGAGUGUUAGUUCGUGACCCCAUGCUUUGGUCAGUCGUUAACAGGAUCCUCUACUCCGGAUUUGCAAGGGAUUUUCCUGCCUUGCCGAAGCACAUCUACAUAUAUGCGGAACAGGUUAACCAGUACGCCGACGCCACAGGAGAGUCAGAAAUUUGGUGGAGCAAAGCGCAGCAAUUCGUGAAAAGGGUUUCCAGACUCCUACAAGCAAAUUCCACUCAGCUCUCACUCGAUGAUCUCUGGAACAAGACAAGUAAGAAUUUACAGCGUCUCGAAAAUACUCCGUUAAGUGAAGUGGUUGCAUAUACAUAUGGGAACCUUACAACAUAUGAGCAAUGGACCUUAUUUGGCCGGGAAUACGUUCGAACUUGGAUGGAAGCACACGAUGGCGAAUUCCCAGCCAUGGUUCCUAAUACGCGCGAUGGAUGGCUGGCAGCGAACGCAUCAAUCACGCCUGACUUGCAUCAACAGUCACUUGAAAAUCUCGCGGCCGUCCGACAGUGGGUGGAAGAUGAGUUCCUUCGGCCGGAUGAAGACUCAUGUUCUGAUGCAAUAUUUCUAUACUUCACUCCUCCGGACAUGAAUCUGUCGUAUAAGCCCAAGGUGGACGAGGACACAUAUAAUCCCUCUAUCAGACACCUUAUAUUCACCGACGCCAUAACGGCCAUCACGGCGGCUCGACUCAAUAUGACUUUGGUUUGCGUCGUUGAUCGAAACGAUUCGAAAAAGAACGCUGCAUGUCAAGACGCUAAAGAUACACUUCGACAAUUGAGUAGCCACUUAGCAGGAAGACUGGCCAUGCCCCACCAGACUCACCCAUCGAAAGUAGCAUCUAUUGCAGGGCUUCCGGAUUUUGCUAUUACGCUAGGGGAGAUGGAGAUGGCAGCCACAGUGUCACAGGCGACGAUGAAACCCCAGUCAUUACCGUGGGGAGUGAAUAUUAUGGCUGGCCGAGGAUGUGAUUUCAUGUUGCAGGAAUUGGUAUCCGCGCUUGCUCUUUCAGGUAUUAUUAAGCCAAUUAAGGCUGGAAAACAUGUUUAUUAAUCGUCCCAGGCAGUUAGGGUGCAUAGACUAGAGGUGCUGACUCCAACAAGGACGGAGGAAGCAAGAGAUGCAUCAUUAGUAUUGUUAUUGCCACUGGACAACAUCGAUUAGCUAUUAAUGUAGUUAGUAAUAUAAGGCCUAUAGAAGUUUUGAACAAACUCUAGUGGC